Molecule: messenger RNA, 1716 nt
Organism: Scatophagus argus
Lineage: Eukaryota; Metazoa; Chordata; Actinopteri; Scatophagidae
Gene: fam221a
Product: family with sequence similarity 221 member A
Exons: 7
Coding region: 65-784 (239 amino acids)
Source: RefSeq, a predicted model, not a curated record
AUGGUUACAAGUGAAGAGGUCAGAUAAUAUGUUGUAGAAAUAUUUUAAUUUACUAAAUACGAGCAUGAAAGCAGGGAAGGAAGCGAGGCUGUGCACUACAAUGGCUGCCACAACAGCAGUGAUAUCCGCAGAGAAAGAAGCUAUACGGAUUGUUGGUGACGAUGAUGGCGGCACCCCCUUCACUUCAGAACAAUAUGAGAAAUACAAAAGGAAGGUCCUCCCUCAACGAGUGAAAAACAGGCUGUAUGUGAGCUUUGGAGUGCCAGGAGGUAUCGACUGCAAACUCAUUGGUCCUGAGACACAGUGCUUCUGUGCACAUAGGUACAAGCAACAUAAGACUGACUUUGAAGUGGUUCCCACUCAGCGACCCCUCACCCUGCCAUGUCAGAUCAGUGGGUGUCACUGUUCUGCAUACCAGUAUGUUCCUCAGUUUGGGCCAAACCCUGUGCGCUGCAGGUGUAAACACUUACCUCAGGAUCACAGUGAAGCUAGUGGACACUUCUGCAAAAAGUGUAGUUCCUGUUCUGGAUUCCAGAGCCCUUACACCUGUGGCUGUGGCCAGCCCAGUUCUGCCCAUCAGACCCUGGUUGAGACAAAACUAGAAAGGGAGGCACGUGGUCAACCCAUAGGCAGGGAUGUCCCUUAUGCUGCCAUGGGGGGACUGACAGGGUUCAGCUCCUUGCUGGAGGGUUACCUUGCUUUGGAAACUAGUGGCUCAGAUCAUGACAGAGAAGAUGGCUGCCAGCAGACGCUCAGCAUCACGAAUCAAAGAAGCGCCUGCUAAAGUGUCUAGCUCUUAUUCAUUCUGAACAGGUGGUCUUGAGGAAAUGGAAGUAGUGUUAUGCCUGAAGGAUGGCGUUGAUGCACCUGGGUCUCUGCAGCCAAGUACUGCAGGGGAAGAAAGUGGAAAGGAUCCCAUCUGAAAGCUGACACUUCAGAUUCAAUGUGUAACAAGGACGGCCAUGGUAUCACAUCACCACAAGAUGAAGUACGUACACACAUGUUCACAGCUGCAUACAAUCAUGUUACCCCUUCACCAUUCAGAAGAGUUUUGUUGACUGCUAGAAUCAAGUGUCCUUAAAAAAACAUUUAACCUCUUUCCACUGCUUACUCUUGGACAUUUUUUCUCACAGAGAAAAACCCAAUUAAUUUAAUAGGUAAAGGCCUGACACAUUAGUGUGGCACAAUUACAAUUUGGAGUAAUUGCUUCUCCAUAGCAACCCCUGUUCAGGAGGCUACAGGUAAUUUACUUUGGCCAUUGGUUGAAGUGAAUGACUACUACACUUCCCUUGUCCCCAUGGGAACCACGCCCAGCAUGACUGACAGAUCCGCCACUACAAAUAGGGAGAAGAGCACAGAAGAUUAAAUUGGCAAUUACUGCGCAAGGAUACACUUAAUUACCCCGGUGACAGUUACGGUAAGCAUGCGCUUAAGUCGGUGUGUGGAAACUAAGAACGCACCCCCCUAAUUUCCCCACAGACUGAGAAAGAGGUAACAAAAACUCAGAGACACAAUAGACCGGCAGGAAAUAUUGAAAUUGUCAUCCAGAUACUACUCUGACGGAAAAUACAGCUUGAAAUAGAAUAUCCUAUGUGCAAAGGACAACUGUAUACAUACUGUAUGUCUUAUUGAUGUGAGAGCUAUACCUAUAAGUCUGUGAAAUAUGCUUGAAGUUGUGCAUCUAACCUUACAUUUAAUCCCAAUCGUAAUUGUCAC